AUGAGACCCUCAACGAUUUCUCUCGCUUCCUUUGCCAUGCUGGGCGGUUUUGACAUCGCCCAUGCAGUCUGUACCGGCUCUAACCUCGCCAUCGGAACCCCGGUAGACCUUGGAACCGGUUCUACACAAUAUAAUGUCUACGACGGAAGCUGCAAGACCGUCCAAAACCUCCAGAUCAGCACCAGCAUCGGCCCAUGUAUCUCAGAGUACUUCCUCUGUGCCGUGGGAACGAAGACGAUUGAAGGCUACGAUGAUCCAACAACCGGAAUAUCGUAUAACUGCCAAGCUGACACGGCUUCUGAGUCCUGCGGAAGUGACGUAGUCAGUCUAUGCUGUAGCGAAGGAUUCCGGGCUUGA
Messenger RNA from Diaporthe citri, 357 nucleotides. RefSeq lists its product as uncharacterized. The record is from RefSeq and is a predicted model, not a curated record. The coding region runs from base 1 to 357 and encodes 118 amino acids. Lineage: Eukaryota; Fungi; Ascomycota; Sordariomycetes; Diaporthales; Diaporthaceae. The transcript has 3 exons.